CUCCCCCCGCACGCACAUUGUCCGGGCGGCGGCGGCGGCACAGCGCCCCGGCGCCCCGUGCCAAUGCGGGGCGGGCGCGGCACGCCGGGGGCGCCUCCACCACCGCGGUGGAAACUUCCCCUCGCCGCCGGGCCGACGCGCGGCUGAAAGCCCCCGGCGGGGAGGAGCGGAGCGGGGAUUCGCCCGCCUGGGGUGGGGGGAGCGCCUCGUCUAGUUUGGUUUUUCCUCCAUUGGAAGGGAAAAAAAGCAAAUAAUACUGUUACCCGGCUUUAAACUUCCGCGCCCCGCUCUCCAGGACGCGCAUCCCGCCCGGCGGGGUGGACGAGCCGGUGCCUGCUGGGCUGCGGUACCCCCCAGGAGAGACCAGGUUCACGGCAGUGCCAGGCGUCGGCAGGCCGGGGGCGAGGCGCGGAGGGGGCGCGCAGGUGGCGGAGGCGCAGGUGGUGGUGCUCCUGGAAGUCCUGAGCUGGGGUCAGCUGGAAGAUGACUGAAUACAAGCUGGUGGUGGUGGGAGCAGGUGGUGUUGGGAAAAGUGCUUUGACGAUACAGCUCAUUCAGAACCAUUUUGUUGAUGAGUAUGACCCCACGAUAGAGGAUUCCUACAGAAAGCAAGUAGUCAUUGAUGGAGAGACCUGCUUGUUAGACAUCUUGGACACUGCAGGGCAAGAGGAGUACAGUGCCAUGAGAGACCAGUACAUGAGAACAGGGGAAGGAUUCCUGUGUGUCUUUGCCAUCAACAACACCAAGUCCUUUGAAGAUAUUCACCAGUACAGGGAGCAGAUCAAGAGGGUGAAAGACUCAGAUGAUGUUCCUAUGGUGCUGGUGGGGAAUAAAUGCGACCUACCAGCCCGGACAGUGGAGACUCGGCAAGCGCAGGACCUGGCCCGGAGUUACGGGAUCCCCUACAUAGAAACGUCUGCCAAAACCAGACAGGGCGUUGAGGAUGCCUUCUACACCUUGGUGCGGGAAAUCCGUCAGCAUAAACUGCGCAAGCUGAAUCCCCCAGAUGAGAGUGGCCCUGGCUGCAUGAACUGUAAAUGUGUGGUAUCAUGACUAUGCUGACUGGACCGUGUCUUGGAGAGGUUCCCACUGUGCAGUGCACAAGGACAGAGGUGAAGCAAAGGAAGAAGCAAACGGAUUCAGAGGAGGAAUAUGGGGGAGGGGGAGAGGAGGAGGAGGAAGAGGACAGGGUGAGCAUGAGCCCUCCAAGGACUAUCUCACACUUCACCCAAGCCUGCGGCAAACAACAUUUUUUCUUUUUUAUCCCCAUCCCCUCAUCCUUUGGCGUCCUCCCACCCCGGCAACUGUACAAAGCCACAGAUUGAAUCACAGUAAAUUAUUAUUUGAUGGUCUCGACAAAU
Molecule: messenger RNA, 1361 nt
Organism: Pipra filicauda (Wire-tailed manakin)
Lineage: Eukaryota; Metazoa; Chordata; Aves; Passeriformes; Pipridae
Gene: HRAS
Product: HRas proto-oncogene, GTPase
Exons: 7
Coding region: 484-1053 (189 amino acids)
Biological process (GO): Ras protein signal transduction
Cellular component (GO): plasma membrane
Molecular function (GO): GTPase activity; GDP binding; GTP binding
Source: RefSeq, a predicted model, not a curated record